Galeopterus variegatus (Sunda flying lemur) is the source of this 2658-nucleotide messenger RNA. It is a transcript of the gene CHL1, whose product is annotated as cell adhesion molecule L1-like. The coding region runs from base 1 to 2658 and encodes 885 amino acids. The record is from RefSeq and is a predicted model, not a curated record. The transcript is spliced from 18 exons. Gene Ontology annotation, molecular function: cell-cell adhesion mediator activity. Gene Ontology annotation, biological process: dendrite self-avoidance; homophilic cell-cell adhesion; axon guidance. NCBI's taxonomy places the organism in Eukaryota, Metazoa, Chordata, Mammalia, Dermoptera, Cynocephalidae. Gene Ontology annotation, cellular component: axon; plasma membrane.
AUGACCUCUUUCGCUUUGUUUCCAGAGCCCCCUCGCUGGACAAAGAAACCUCAGAGUGGCGUGUAUAGCACCGGCAGCAGUGGAAUCCUGUUAUGUGAAGCAGAAGGAGAGCCUCAACCCACAAUCAAGUGGAGAGUCAAUGGCUCCCCUAUUGACAAUCAUCCAUUUGCUGGUGAUGUUGUCUUCCCCAGGGAAAUCAGUUUUACCAACCUACAACCAAAUCAUACUGCUGUGUACCAGUGCGAAGCCUCAAAUGUCCAUGGAACGAUCCUUGCCAGUGCCAAUAUUGAUGUUGUAGAUGUUCGUCCACUGAUACAGACUAAAGAUGAAGAAAAUUAUGCUACCGUGGUCGGGUACAGUGCUUUCUUAGAUUGCAAGUUCUUUGCUUCACCCGAGGCGAUAGUGUCCUGGCAGAAGGUGGAAGAAGCAAAGCCCCUUGAAGGCAAGCGGUACCAUAUCCACGAAAACGGCACAUUACAGAUCAACAGAACCACUGAAGAAGAUGCUGGGUCGUACUCCUGUUGGGUAGAAAAUGCUAUAGGAAAAACUGCAGUCACAGCUAAUUUGGAUAUUAGAAAUGCUACAAAACUUCGAGUUUCUCCAAAGAAUCCUCGCGUCCCCAAAUCGCACAUGCUUGAAUUACAUUGUGAGAACAAAUGCGACUCACAUCUGAAACACAGUUUGAAGUUGUCCUGGAGUAAAGAUGGAGAAGCCUUUGAAAUGAAUGCAACAGAAGAUGGCAGGAUAAUUAUUGAUGGAACUAAUCUGACCAUAUCAAAUGUCACUUUAGAGGACCGUGGGGUUUACUCCUGUACAGCUCUAACUGCUCUAGAUAGCGCUGCUGAUGUAACUCAAGUAACUGUCCUUGAUGUUCCGGAUCCACCAGAAAGCCUUCACUUGUCUGAAAGACAGAACAGGAGUGUUCGGCUAAGCUGGGAAGCUGGAGAUGACCACAAUAGCAAUAUUAACGAGUAUAUCAUUGAAUUUGAAGGAAAUAAAGAGGAACCUGGAAGGUGGGAGGAACUGACUAGAGUCCAAGGAAAGGAAACAACCCUUGUGUUACAUUUGGCUCCAUAUGUGAGAUACCAGUUUAGGGUCAUAGCCGUGAAUGAGGUGGGGAGAAGUCAACCCAGCCAGCCGUCGGACCACCAUGAAACACCACCAGCAGCUCCGGACAAGAAUCCACAACACAUAAGGGUUCAAGCCUCUCAGCCUAAGGAGAUGAUUAUAAAAUGGGAGCCUUUGAAAUCUAUGGAGCAGAAUGGGCCAGGACUGGAGUACAGAGUCUCCUGGAAGCCACAGGGAGCCCCAGUGGAGUGGGAAGAAGAAACAGUCACAAACCACACAUUGCGGGUGAUGACGCCUACUGUCUAUGCUCCUUAUGAUGUCCAAGUCCAAGCUGUCAAUCAACUCGGCUCUGGGCCUGAACCUCAGUCAGUGACUCUCUAUUCUGGAGAAGACUAUCCUGACACAGCUCCAGUGAUCCAUGGGGUGGACAUUAUAAACAGUACAUUAGUUAAAGUUUCCUGGUCAACAAUUCCAAAGGACAGAGUACAUGGACAUCUGAAAGGAUAUCAGAUAAAUUGGUGGAAAACAAAAAGUCUGUUGGAUGGAAGAACACAUCCCAAAGAAGUAAACACUCUAAGAUUUUCAGGACAAAGAAACCAUGGAAUGGUUCCUUCCCUAGAUGCCUUUAGUGAAUUUCACUUAACAGUCUUAGCCUAUAAUUCCAAAGGAGCUGGUCCAGAAAGUGAGCCUUAUACAUUUCAAACACCAGAAGGAGUACCUGAACAGCCAACUUUUCUCAAGGUCAUCAAAGUUGAUAAAGACACUGCCACUUUAUCCUGGGGACUACCUACAAAAUUAAAUGGAAACUUAACUGGCUAUUUAUUACAAUACCAGAUAAUAAAUGACACCUAUGAGAUUGGAGAAUUAAAUGAUAUCAACAUUACAACUCCAUCAAAGCCCAGCUGGCGUCUCUCAAACCUCAGUGCAACUACCAAAUACAAAUUCUACUUGAGGGCUUGUACUUCAAAGGGCUGUGGAAAACCAGUCACUGAGGAGAGCUCCACAUUAGGGGAAGGGAGUAAAGAUAUCGGGAAGAUAUCAGAAGAAGUAAAUCUUACUCAAAAGAUUCACCCAAUAGAGGUAUUUGAGCAUGGAGCUGAACAUAUCGUUCGCCUAAUGACUAAGAAUUGGGGUGAUAACGAUAGCAUUUUUCAAGAUGUAAUUGAGACAAGAGGGAGAGAAUAUGCUGGUUUAUAUGACGACAUCUCCACUCAAGGCUGGUUCAUUGGACUGAUGUGUGCGGUUGCUCUUCUCACACUCAUGUUGUUGACUGUUUGCUUUGUGAAGAGGAACAGAGGUGGAAAGUAUUCAGUGCAGCUCACAACAGGGCAGCUGGCUUCCCUGAUUGUAAGCAAGCAAGAGAAAGCACCCAGUGACAGUGAUGAAAAACCUCUCAAAGGAAGCCUUCGGUCUCUUAAUAGGGACAUGCAGGCCACAGAAAGUGCUGACAGCUUAGUCGAAUAUGGAGAGGGAGACCACGGUCUCUUCAAUGAAGAUGGAUCAUUUAUUGGAGCUUAUACUGGAUCUAAGGAGAAAGGAUCUGUUGAAAGCAAUGGAAGUUCUACAGCAACAUUUCCACUCCGGGCAUAA